AUGCAAUCAUUUGCGGAGGUUCAAUCAAUGGCGACCAGAUACUUCUCCGCCUACGCCUCAAUGGCGGCCACCGUCAUGCUAUUCCGAUCGAUCGCCAACGACGCCAUCCCGCAGCCGAUCCGAUCCUUCUUCCUCUACACUGUCGGCCCUUACCUUCUCCGCCUCCUCCGCCGGUUCUUCCCUUCCUCCCACAAACUCGAACGCACGACCCUCGUCGUCGACGAAAAGGCCGGCCUCCUCCCAAACCAGAUCUACGAAUCCGCCGAGAUCUACCUCCAAACCAAACUCCGCCCGGACUCAGACCGCCUUCGGGUCCACAAGACCGCCAAACAGAAGACCAUCACCCUCGGUCUUGUCCAGAACCUGCCGGUCGAGGACCGGUUCGCCGGCUUCGACCUGACGUGGCAGUUUGUCCACGUGGAGCCGGUCCAGUCAUCCGGAAACUACCGUCAGGAGAAGCGCUACUUUGAGCUGUCGUUCGACAAGUCAAACAGGGAGACCGUGGUCAACGACUACCUCCCUUUAGUCCUCCUGAGGGCCAAGGAGAUAAAGGAGAAGGAUCGCACUGUGAGGCUGUACUCCACUCGCCAGUACAUGGCCGGCGGCUGCGAAGAUGAGCCCGGCGCGGGCCGGGCCGGGCUGUGGGGUUACGUGAACCUUGACCACCCGGCCACUUUCGAGACCCUCGCCAUGGACCACGACUUGAAACGGGCCCUGAUCGAGGACCUCGACCGAUUCGUGAGGAGGAGGGAUUACUACAGAAGAGUAGGCAAGGCUUGGAAGAGGGGAUAUCUCCUGUAUGGCCCCCCAGGCACUGGAAAAUCCAGCCUCGUGGCAGCCAUGGCCAACUACCUCAAGUUCGACGUGUACGACCUCGAGCUCACGGGCAUCUACUCCAACAUGGGUUUGCAGACGAUGCUUCUUAACACAAAUAAUCGAUCCAUUGUGGUGAUUGAGGACAUUGACUGCAGUCGACAAAUGCAGAGUAGAAAUGGGCCGGGCCAUGCUGCCCUUCUGGCCCGCCAAGGACCACAAGACCAGUUGACUUUGUCGGGCCUGCUGAACUUCAUAGACGGGCUUUGGUCCACGUGUGGGGACGAGAGGAUAAUUGUUUUCACCACAAACCAUAAGGAAAAGAUUGACCCGGCACUUUUACGGCCCGGGCGAAUGGACAUGCACAUUAGCAUGGGUUACUGCACGGCACAAGGUUUCGAUACGUUGGCCAAGAACUACUUGGGAGUAGUCGAGGAUCAUCACCCGAUGAUUGGUGAGAUUAAGGAUUUGAUUGGAGAGAUUGAGAUAACUCCGGCUGAGGUGGCGGAGCACUUGAUGAGGAACGAGGAUGCUGACAUGGCACUUGAAGGUGUGGUGGACUUGUUGAAGAAGAAGAAGGACGAGAAGAUUAAUGCGAGAACCGAGGACAAUAAAACCAAUGAUGAUGUGGCUGAUGAUGAGGGAAAUAGAAUCGAUCCUUGUGGAUAUGGACAUGACUUUGCAAAUGGACAUGGACCUUUAACAGAUCCUUUUGGAUAUGGACAUGGCUUUGCAAAUGGAUAUAGACCUCUAAGAGCACCAUCGGGCUUCGGUGCUGGGUCGGGCUAUUAUGGUGUGCCAUAA
This is a messenger RNA of Striga asiatica, 1617 nucleotides long. Lineage: Eukaryota; Viridiplantae; Streptophyta; Magnoliopsida; Lamiales; Orobanchaceae. The record is from the annotation of a GenBank genome assembly.